AUGUGCUGCGGCUGUGCUGAUGAAAAAGCUAGUGUCCUCGAGCAACGAGUUGUUCGGAAUUGUUUGUUCUACAGUUAUGACGAUUAUGGUCUUCAACCAUGUUGUUCCCGUUGCAGUGAAGGACUUGGUGAGGGAUAUGAUGGAGACAUAGCUUUUGCCAGUGCACCAGAAACUUUUGGCGGAGAGCAUAAUUAUCCUAUUAGUGUUGCCUUUGGAGGUCCUGUUAUAACAAAAUUUACUAUAGCAUUGAGAGAAAUAGGGAAGUAUAAAGAAGUCCUUCGAUCCCAGGUUGAACACUUGCUCAAUGAGCGGUUGCUGCAGUUUUUUAAUUUAGAUUUGCAUGAUGUCAAGCUAGUUUGCAGGAGGCACGGAAACGCUUUGACAAGGCUAGUCUUCUUUAUGAUCAGGAUGGUGUCGAUUAUAAAUUGUCGUGUUGCGAUCUAGCCAGUAGAUUGGUUUUUGGUUUUAUUUUGGAGGGGUAGGGUUUGAGAAUGCGCAUUGAGCGGCUAGUGAGAAACGUCAAAUAGUGAAAGAAUUGAGGCGAAUUAACAUGAGUGUUGGAAGCAUUGCUUUUUACCAAUUAACAUGAGUGUUGUAGCCAAAUCCACCAUUCUAUCAUCGUAAGUAAAUCUUCUAUUUUUUUAGA
Molecule: messenger RNA, 646 nt
Organism: Striga asiatica
Lineage: Eukaryota; Viridiplantae; Streptophyta; Magnoliopsida; Lamiales; Orobanchaceae
Source: the annotation of a GenBank genome assembly